Messenger RNA from Podarcis lilfordi (Lilford's wall lizard), 6238 nucleotides. The record is from the annotation of a GenBank genome assembly. Lineage: Eukaryota; Metazoa; Chordata; Lepidosauria; Squamata; Lacertidae.
CCGAGCCCAUAGUGGGGCGUGGCUAUGGAGAGCAGCUGCCCGCUUUCAAGAUGGAGGAGCCCAGCACAUGGGAUGAGCCGAGCAGCGGCUCCAGUAGCAGCAAUGAGGAGGAUGAGGACAUGGAAAUGGAGGAGAAGGGGCAAGAAGAAGAGAAGGGACGAGGGGGAGCUUAUGUGCCAGGACAGGGGGCUCCUCCAGCACCUGGGGAAGAACUGGUGAUGGACGAGGGUGCCUAUCGCCUCUAUCAUCGCGCAGGCACAGGUCAGAUCAUGUAUUGGAAGGGGGUGGGGUCUGUCUUUUUGGACUGGAAAGUAAGGGGACGCUUGCUAAGGUGAACGGGAAAGGAUUCCAAGAUUGUAGACAGGGAAGAAUGGAGGUGGGAAUUUGUCAGGGUAUAGAUGCAUUGGUUCUUCGACGUGGGCCACAUGGGUUAGUUUGGUUGUAUAGACGAGCCUGAUUCCUAAAGACCUCAGCCACAAAUAUUAUGGGAAUGUGGCAUGGCAUGUGAUGAGUGGCUGUAGGUUAGGAGCAUCCUUUAGGGGCAGGAAGAUAUGGUGUGUGUGUAUGUAUAUAUAUAUAUAGGAAGGUUUAAAGCGACAAGGGGUAUGCACUGAACCUCAUUUGUAGCAAACCCAUCACCUCUUAACCUUCACCAGCCACUUUGGUAAAGUUGCAAGAGCUGUGGCUAAAUAGUAAGAUUCAAAAUAGAUUCCACUGCAUGUUUUUGCACAAAGUUAGUAAUUGUGAGUACAGAACUAGGAGCUGAGGGCUGUGCCGGACCUCCUGUUGUACUAUUUUUAUCAAAAAGGUGAAACAAAUAUUAAAAACACCACAAAGCAAUUUCAGCAUAAAUAUUUCCGGCAGAAAGGCCUAAAACUAAAUCCGCAGUAAAUUUACAUACCACGUGUUACAUAUGUGUAUAUGUUAAGAUACGAACAAUUGUUUGCAUACGGCAAGGAAGGCUAUGACUGUAAAUCAACGUGAUGAAGAAAACUCACAGUAGAUAUGGGGGAAAGAGGGGAAUUGCCACAGAAGGAAUGCUGAUGUCCCUGUGUCUCCUUCGACCCUGUGCAGGUUCCCCUUGCUUGAGCUUUGACAUUUUGCGAGAUGCCCUGGGAGAGAAUCGAACCACCUACCCGCUGAGCCUUCUCCUUUGUGCUGGAACUCAGGCUGAAACUGCCAAUGCCAACAGGUGAGUUUGUGAGGAGCUUGGCUUCCAGCAAGCCAGCUACAUUUGUCCUAUUGAAGCCAGGACAAGAGGGUCUAUAGCAGGGAUGUGGGACCCCUGGCCUUCCCUUGUUAGACUCAGCUUUGCGGUCAGUUGUCGGGAAUGCUGGGAACUGUAGUUCCCACCAUCUGGAGGGCCAGAGGUUCACCAUCCUUGAAAACACCUUCUUAUAGACCACUGAAAUGUCUCAUUUUCUCUCCCCCCUCCCUGCAAAUAGGCUGAUGGUGAUGAAGAUGCACCACCUCUAUGGGACCAAACGCGCUGGCAAGGAUUCUUCAGGGUCAGAGAGUAGCAGCGACAGUGAAAGUGAUGAAGAUGAAGAGAAAAAACCCCAACUGGAACUGGCCAUGGUCCCCCAUUAUGGGGGUAUUAACAGAGUUCGGGUACGAACCAUAUUUCCUGCUGGUCUCUCACUCUGCUCUGGCACAGUUCUCUACCUUAAUGGUCUGUUGUUGUUUUGAUAGGUGACAGAAUUAGGUGGAUCACAGAUCGCAGCGGUUUGGUCUGAGAAGGGGCAGGUGGACAUAUACGACCUACAGCGCCCCCUCGUGGCCCUGUCCGACUCUCAAGCCAUGGCAGCCUUUCUGCGAGAAGAGCAGGCCAAGAUCAAACCUGUCUUCUCAUUCGCUGGGCAUAUGACAGAAGGAUUUGCUGUGGACUGGUCUCCCAAGAAACCAGGUAAUCAGCUGGGAUGGAAUGGGAAUGGAGUUGGCAGAGCUGGGAACGUAGGCACAGGAGACCUGGACCGGCGGGACUGCAGUUCAGAAUAACUUGUGCCUCACCUAUUCCAGGGACUCUUUUGACUGGUGAUUGCAACAAGAACAUCCAUCUGUGGACACCCAAGGAAGAUGGAUCAUGGCUUGUAGACCAGCGGCCUUUCACAGCCCACACUGCAUCAGUGGAAGACCUGCAGUGGUCCCCAAAUGAAGCUACGGUGAGGAAGUGGUUUGAUGGGUGCAGCUUGCUUUAGAGUGAAAAUUUCUGUGCUUGGGGAAAUGUUAAUGUGCUUCCUAAUUACCUGGGACUUAAUCAAAGUAUUUCAAAUCAGCUAAGGCUGCAUUUUUUUAUUCUUUAAAAAGGCAAUUGCCUAUUACAGUGGUACCUUGGGUUACAUACACUUCAUGUUACAGACUCCGCUAACCCAGAAAUAUUACCUCAGGUUAAGAACUUUGCUUCAGGAUGAGAACAGAAAUCGUGCAGCGGCAGCAGCAGGAGGCCCCAUUAGCUAAAGUGGUGCUUCAGGUUAAGAACAGACCUCCAGAACGAAUUAAGUUCUUAACCUGAGGUACCACUGUAUUUCUCUUGCAUAUGCUUGGCCACAAGUGGCCACAAGGUUGGUUUAAUGGAAUCUGAAAUCAGAUUGGCCUUGAUUUGUAUUUUUAAAAAGGAUAUAGUCGAAGAUCAGAUCCUGGUGUCAGGUGAAGUUUUCCUUUCCAGGUAGGCUUGAAUUUAAGCUGGUAUUGUAAAGCAAAAAUGUUCCUUUGCCCACAGUUUUCCUUUCCUCACAUGCUUUGAAAUCAAUAAUUUUCCUUUAUGCUGCCUUUGCAGUUUGAAACUAAAUUGUCUCGGCAAAAGGUCUUGUUGUCAGUUGCAGCUGCAAGCCCCACUUUCCUUAGGGGUUGGCUCUACUUGAAGUUCCUGAGUGGAACCAGUUCCAGUGUAGCUGCACCCAGCUUGAGAAGACAUCGGGUGGGGAUUUCUUAGGGGUGGAGACUGCUUUCAGGGGCCAUAUUAAGACCCCAGCCAGGCCUAAUGCUGUGCUCUGCCUCUGCAGUCAGAGGUAGUAAUGCUUCUGACCACCAGUUGCUGCAAACCACAGGAGGGGAAAGUGCUCUGAAUUUGCUUGCAGGCUUCCCAUAGGCAUCUGACUAGCCACAGGUAGGACAGGAAGCUGGGCUUGAUUGGCCUGAUCCAGCAGGCUCUUCCUAUGGUCUGAAUUAGGCCUGCAAUACAGAGGUUCUCCACUGCAUCACUUUGCAUGGCUUUUUCCACAUUUCCUUUUACCUGUGUUCCACUGCCCUGGAUAUACCUGUGCCUUUUCUCCUUCCUAUUCACAAUCUCAAAUUCUGCAAAAGCUUGACACAAACAGCACAAAACGAACAUAUUUAUUACACAAAGCAAGUCAUUGUAGCUAGGCACUGCUUUGCCAACCCGAGCACAGGUCGUUAAGCCAAGAUUUGUAAUUACCAGGUAACUGGUCCGAUUCAGAAUAUCAGUGCACAAGUUUUGAUGAUAAACUUCGAGAACAGUUCACAGGGGAAAAGCCGAUUUAUACGACUUCAUAAGGGCAUACUGGGAUUUGCUUGGGGAACAAGGCCUGAUGCAGGGACGUGAGAGCUUUCCACUAUGUUUAACCAUAACAAUUCUUUGCCCUUGUUCUUGGAUCAGGUUUUUGCUUCCUGCUCAGCGGAUGCCUCCAUCCGCAUCUGGGAUACACGGGCACCACCGGGGAAAGCCUGCAUGCUGACUGCCAGCCAGGCGCAUGAUGCAGACGUCAACGUCAUCAGCUGGAAUCGAAACGAGCCCUUCAUCGUCAGUGGUGGCGAUGAUGGGAUCCUCAGGAUCUGGGACCUCAGGCAGUUCCAGGUUAGAAAUCACUGUCAAAAUAUGUUUGGGAAAGCCUUUAGGUCAGGAGUUGGCAACCUAAGGCCCAUGGGCCACAAGCGGCCCACGGGGGUCAUUUAACCGGCCCCCGAGCUGCCCAGUUGGCAAGUCCCCGCACACGGCGCUAAACUAGCGCGGUGCAGGGACUCACUUCUGUGGCGCUGGAAAUCGCAGUCGCACUCGCUCAUGGGCACAUGCAAUUCGGCCCAUGGAGGUAUCUCCGCUGGAGUCAACCGGCUCAGGCAAGGUAAACCUUGCCCACCCCUGCUUUAGAUGUUGCUGAACUACAACUCCCAUCAGCCCCAGUGAGCAUGGCCAGGGAUGAUGGGAGUUGUAGUUCAGCAACAUUCGGAGGGACAAAGGUUCCUUACACCUGUACACAACAUUAUUUCCCCUUCAAAUCUUCUUCACGAGCAAUAUCCCUCAAACUCAGCCCUUCUUUUGUCCUCCCCUUUCUCUGCAGAAAGGGUCGGCUGUCGCCACCUUCAAGCAGCACACGGCACCCAUCACGUCCGUCGAAUGGCACCCUACAGACAGCGGCGUGUUUGCAGCCUCCGGCGCCGAUGACCAGGUGACGCAGUGGGACUUGGCUGUGGAGCGAGACGAGGAAGCAGAGGCCAAGGACCCAGCUUUGGCCUCCAUCCCACCCCAACUACUGUUUGUUCACCAGGGAGAGAACGACAUUAAGGAGCUGCAUUGGCAUCCGCAGUGCCCUGGCACCCUCGUCACCACAGCCCUAUCUGGCUUCAACAUCUUCCGGACUAUCAGUGUCUGAGCGAGAGCGAGGCUUUCAAAAUGGCCGCCUGGGGUUUGCAGACCUGUUGCUAAGAGAGGUGCUAAGCCGCAGUACCCUUCGUUGCUUCUUUCAAGAUGGCCGCAGUCUCUCCUCCCUGUGGACUCUAAAACCUUCUAAAAAAUGGGUUAUUUUGUUGGUUUAAUAACUAACUUUUGCUUUUGGAAUAGGUCUUCACAGCUGCCCCGAUUAAGCUUUGCAGUCUUUUGAUGAGGUCAUCACCUCUCUCUGUCAUCCCGUUAAUGAGUGAUAAUGAUUAGAAUAGCCUUUGCUCUGCUUUAUCUACACUCAUUCCUCGAACAAAUCGGAUGAUUCAGGUCUCAUUUAGAUGUUUCCACUCCGCUAUGGGAAGAGUUCAAAACAGACUUAAUGGCUUUUUCUGUGUGUGGAACCAUCCAAACGUACGAUGUAUAAAACAGUUUGCAAGCAUCUGCUUAACUGUUCAUCAGAGCCUACCACUGAUGCAGCGGGGGGCGGAGAGGAAGUUGUUUGUAAAGAAUAAUGUAUUUUAAAUAAAUAUAAAUUAUUUUGGAGGGAAGGUGGAAACCCCGUCAACAUUUUGACAGGCUGCAUUUUUCUUGUUUUACCUCUGUACAAGCUGGGACAUACUAAGCUCACGGCCCUGCACCAGCCAUGCAGAGAGAGCCCAGCAGGGGCUCUCUAAGCCUGAUCCAUUUGCCACUUACUGAAAACAAAGAACUGGGGGGCAGCAUUACCCUACAAUAAUUUCUCUGAUCAUGUAUAAUACGGACUACAUGAUAAGGCAGGGCUUUUUAAUAAUUGUAUUUUUUAUGCUGUGAGCUGCUCUGAGAACCACGGGUGAUACACAAAUUUAAUAAAAAUUAAUUUUUCAAAGUGGAAGCUAGGAAUUCCCUUUGCCCUGUGUCGCAAAGAGCCAGUGUGGUGUAGUGUUUGGAGUGUCAGACCAGGACCUGUGAGACCAGGGUUCAAAUCCCCACUUGGGCUUGGCGCUCACUGUGGGUGACCCUAAGCCAGUCACUGCCUUCCAGUCUAACCUACUGCCCAAGGUUGUUGUGGGGAUUAAAUGAGGGGGAGAACCAUUUACGCGACCUUGAGCUUCCCAGAGAAAACGGUGGGAUAUACAGUGGUGCCUCGCAAGACGAAAUUAAUCCGUUCCGCGAGUCUCUUCGUCUUGCGGUUUUUUCGUCUUGCGAAGCACGGCUAUUAACGGCUUAGCGGCUAUUAACGGCUUAGCGGCUUUAAGAAAAAGGAAACAAACUCGCAAGACGUUUCGUCUUGCGAAGCAAGCCCAUAGGGAAAUUCGUCUUGCGGAACGACUCAAAAAACGGAAAACUCUUUCAUCUAGCGAGUUUUUCGUCUUGCGGGGCACCACUGUAAAUGCAAGAAACAAAUAGGCCUGUGCCUCCCUCAGCCUCUCAUUCCAGAGGGGAGGGUGUCCCUGCUUUCUUAUCUGGCCUUAGGAAAUCUGCCUAGGUCACAUACCCCUUUCCCUAGGUCAGAUCCCAUCACUUUUACUCCACACCUUCCUUGUGUAGCUGAUGUGUUCUUGAACUGCGAUGCCUCUUGCUCAUGUGCGUGGGAAGAGGGGUUUGUAGCUGCAAGCAGAGAGUAGCUUUCAACAAAUAAAGGAA